GAAUCGAAUAGGAAAUAGUUCUGUAGUUCGAAUGCCAUUUUAUUAGUGUUCUAUGGCUUAACCUCUAAAAAUUAUUAUUUUCAAAAUGUUACGGCAAGAAUGUUUUAAAAGAUCGUUCGCCGCUGUACGUAUAUUCAACAAAUAUUUAAGUUCAAACUCCUCCGUAAACAUCGAAAAAUUGGAACAAGAAAGUGCGACUGUAGAUGUAUUCGAUGAAGAAGCUCAUUUGAAAGAAGAACAAAUUCAGGCUAGCAGAAAUAAAUCCCGACUUUAUGAAGCUCACAGGAAUAUUGUUUUGGAUCAAAAUCCCUAUCCUGAAUCUAAACAAUGGUUUCAUGAUACUAUAGUGUAUAAACGCAAAAUAUUUGGUAGAUAUGGUUUUAAUAGUGGGGUUGACCCAGCAAUUUGUUGGCCUACGGAUAAAGAAUUGGAGGAGACUUUGGAAUACGAAAAAGUGGCAUAUCCGUUUACUAUUCCAGAAAUGAUACGAACUGCCAAGGAAAUAAGGGCAGCUAAAGAUGAAGCAACACGAAAACGUCAAGAGGAUAUGUUAGUUAAAUUAUCCAAGUUAGAAGGAUGGAAGAAAGACUUAGAAAUGAGGAUAGCAAAGAAAGAGGCUGAAGCAAAUGCAUCCAGAUUGAAAAGAGAAAGGUUGAUCGAGGAAGUCAGAAAGCAUUUCGGAUAUAAAGUUGAUCCCAAAGAUGAUAAGUUCAAGGAGUUACUUGAGAAGAAGGAGAAAGAACAGAAAAAAUUAGCAAAAGAAGCAAGGAAGAAGGAGAGAGAAGCCAAAUUGCUUGAAAAAUUGAAAACUAAGAAGAAAGGAGAUAAGAAUGAUGAAGAAGAAAAAGUACCAAAUGCUUCUAAUGAAAAGAAAACCGACGAUGAAGAAAAAAUAUAAAUAAGUGCUUAUCAAACGAAUGCUAUAGUUAUUGUCUGAUAUUAAAAUAUAUCCUUUUGUACCAUAUGAAUUUUUCACUGUAAAAGUAAGGUGAAAUGAAAAUAAUUGAUGAAAUAAAGUUAAAUUAUAUAGUUA
This is a messenger RNA of Coccinella septempunctata (seven-spotted ladybird), 1033 nucleotides long. RefSeq names its product growth arrest and DNA damage-inducible proteins-interacting protein 1 (gene CRIF). The coding region runs from base 86 to 898 and encodes 270 amino acids. Gene Ontology annotation, cellular component: nucleus. The record is from RefSeq and is a predicted model, not a curated record. The transcript has a single exon. NCBI's taxonomy places the organism in Eukaryota, Metazoa, Arthropoda, Insecta, Coleoptera, Coccinellidae.